Trypanosoma conorhini is the source of this 3120-nucleotide messenger RNA. Its product is annotated as putative DNA repair helicase. The record is from RefSeq and is a predicted model, not a curated record. The transcript has a single exon. Gene Ontology annotation, cellular component: nucleus. Bases 1 to 3120 code for a protein of 1039 amino acids. Lineage: Eukaryota; Euglenozoa; Kinetoplastea; Trypanosomatida; Trypanosomatidae. Gene Ontology annotation, molecular function: hydrolase activity, acting on acid anhydrides, in phosphorus-containing anhydrides; DNA helicase activity; ATP binding. Gene Ontology annotation, biological process: nucleobase-containing compound metabolic process; establishment of sister chromatid cohesion.
AUGUACGAUGCUGGUCGCUUCCGUGUGCCGUUUCCCUUUGACCCCUACCCGCUGCAGCUGCAUGCGAUGGAGGCCAUUCGCGGCGGGUUGGCGGCGGGAGACGUCGUCGUGCUUGAAUCACCCACCGGGACGGGCAAGACGCAGGUGCUUCUGAACGGUGUGCUGUCGCACGUCUUUGAGCCCAUUGUAGCUGUGGGAAGCGACGGCACGCCGCCGCCGCUGCAGCAGCAGCAGAAUGCGUCACCGCCGGAAACCGCGGCCCUGGCCCCUCCUUUGGCAGGGGCGGUUGGGGGCGGCCACAAAAGGCGGCGAAAGGAAAAGAAGGCCGCUAAACAACACAUGAGGGUUUCUGCUCGGGAAGACGAAGCAGAUGCGUUUUUGCUGGAUCAGAACGAAGCUGCGGCCGCCGCUGAGCGACGGCGUGAGUUCGCAAUGGCACAAAGCUCGUCCUCGUCGUCUUCGUCAAACUCCUCCUCCAUGGUAGCUGUCGAUGAUGCUGAGGAAGAGGAUGGCGAGGAAUGGGAACCACCACUGUCGGCACUGCAAAAGCCAAAGGUGUACUUCUCUAGCCGCACCCACACACAACUGCAGCAGCUCACUGAGGAGCUGCGUCGAACCGUGUUUGCAAGGCAUCCGAUUCGUUCGCGCCAUCGUCGUCGUCGACAUUUAGUCAUUGCUGGCGAACCUAACGAGGAGGCCGUGGAAUCUGCUUUGGAUGACACACCGCACAUGCUGCGUUAUGUGCAUGUGGCGGGGCGGCAGCAGCUUUGCAUAAAUGCUGCUCUAAGGGCCGCAGCGGGCAACAAUAACGAUCGUUUGAACGAGUUGUGUCUGGAAGCCAUGAUGUACGAAUACUCCAAAGAGGGCCGCGCGGCGCGCAAACAACACGAGAUGCGAGGCAAGGGCUCAGUUCUUACAGAUAUUGAAGACAACGUUAGUGCGGGCGGGAUGCCGAAAGGAUGUGGCUACUGCCGACGAGAACGAUUGAAGAUUUUGAGGGACUAUGUUGAGAUCGCGCCUCGAGGACUUUUGGAGAUGCGGGAAAUUGGACAGCGCAUCGGUGCAUGCCCUUUUCUCGCCACCCGUGAGCUGCUUCGUGGGGCCGACGUCGUUUUGAUUCCCUACAGCUAUCUUGUUUCGCCCGAGAUGCGACACACGUUGCUCUCGGGGACGGCAACGAAUGCGUAUGAAACGGCGGCAAAAAUGGAGGAGGCCAAGAGUGAUGGGGAACUUGAUGCCACUGCUCAUCCUGCCGCUUCGCACCUCCACCGUACCAUGGCGCUCAAGCAAGAUGCCAUUUUACCUCCCAAUUUCUCUGGGGAUGUGAUUGCCGUGGAUGAGGCACACAACCUCGUGGAUUUCUGCCGCAACGCGACGGCAAGCACGGUGUCGACGGCGGACCUUUCGCUGGUGCGGCGACUUCUUGACGGGUACUACAGCCGCUACGAGAAGAGGCUCCUCACACGCAAUAAGCAACGCAUUCGUGAGAUGGUGUCAUUUCUUGAUAACUUGUUAACGUACUUAAACAUGAAUUCUGUGGGAAAAACUAACUCGGGGGCGGCAGCGGAUGUUUACAACUUUUCGUCCUUUGUGUUUGAUGCAAAUGUAGAUAACGUAAACGUUUACCGCUUUCUCGCCUUUUUGAGUGAGAGCCGGCUUUUGCCGAAGUUGCACGGCCUUGUGGCAUUCCUUGCCCUGCAAGAGAAGGAGACUCCCGGGCAGGAAAGGCGCUUACUGACCGUGUCAAGGCGAAGUGGGCGGAAUAGCGGAGUCAGCCAGGCUGCAGGGAGUGAGGAAGCCCGUGGCGAGGCAACGGAUUCUUCUCCUUUGGCAGCUGGGCAGGAUCCCCGGUCCGUCACGGGUGCGCUGCACCGUUUUGAUGCCUUCUUGCGCUGGUACAGUCGCUCGGAUGAGUACACACGCGUUCUCCUUCGUCGAGCGCCGGUGGAGCAGGCGAGGGAGCCAGCGGACGUUGUUACGCUUCAGCUGCUGCAGUUGGAGCCCGGAACACAUACACUGUUCCCACUGUUACAGCAAGUCCAGGCGGCUGUAUUGGCCGGUGGGACCAUGAAGCCACUUGCUCUGACGUGUGACUUGCUUCUACGAUCCCCCAACCCACACCCACCUCCUCCGGCUUACAUGCAGGAAGAAGAUAAAAUGGACAGCAUGACGAAAUUGGAGAGGGAGCCGGGAGACGCCUUGACAGGGAAGAAGGUCUGUUUCACCGAGGAAGCUCAUAUAGUUCCGUCCUCGUCCAUUGCGGUGUUCACGUUGGGAGUUGGCCCAAGUGGUCAUCGUGUGGAGCUUCAGCAUGCGACGCGUACUCAGUGGAACCGCCAGUUGGAGGAAAUUGCGGCCGCGUUACUGAAUUUCUGUCGUGUCAUACCCGAUGGCGUGAUUGUCUUCUUUACUUCGUAUGAGAUGGAGGAAAACUUCCUGGGAGUUCUGCAACGAACUGGCUUGUACGAUGCAAUUAACGAGGUGAAGCGAAUCUUUCGUGAGCCGGGGCGAGUCGCCCCGUCGAGGCUCCCCGCCCAGAGCGGCGAGGAAGGGGCGUCUGCGUCAAACGCCGUGGAGGCAAUGUUGGCGGAGUACACCCGAUGGAUUCGCACCGAGUCUUCGGGGGGUGCACUUUUGUUUGCCGUCAUGGGUGGGAAGUUGUCAGAGGGCAUUAAUUUUAACGACGACCUCGGCCGUGCGGUGAUUGUUGUUGGGUUGCCGUACGCCAAUCCCAGCGAUGUGGAGCUGCAGCUGUAUUUGAGUCACGUUGCCAACACACGUCUGCUGCGGGACUCAGCCGCUGCAGGGUCAAAGACGCUCGCUUUGGAUGCCGUGAGGAAUGAGGGAUCUCCACCGUUUACUUCCUCUGCGGAGUGGAGCCUCUUUACCGACCUCUGCAUACGCACUGUCAACCAGAGCAUGGGCCGCUGUAUUCGUCACGCGGCGGACUACGCCGUUGUGAUCCUUUUCGAUGCACGCUACGGGGAACGGCCUGACGUGCGACGCCGCAUUGCCUCGUGGAUGCAACCCUCUAUUCGGGUGGCCCACAAUUUUGGAGAGUGUUUUAGAGGCGUGAGGGAUUUUUUCACGGCUCUGCAGCGAAAUAACGUGGCGAGUUAA